This is a messenger RNA of Xyrichtys novacula (pearly razorfish), 15785 nucleotides long. The record is from the annotation of a GenBank genome assembly. Lineage: Eukaryota; Metazoa; Chordata; Actinopteri; Labriformes; Labridae.
UGCACGGAAUGAAUGAGGACAUUUUCACUUGUUCAAAGGGGGAUAUAAAUAUGUCUUUCCUUGUUUCAAGUUCAUGGACACAUCUUAAAAUGCUAAGUAUCCAUAAAGGACGUCGUUUGACUCGAGAUUUUUGUGCAUGAUAUACCAAACGUUCACAUUUCGCCUUUUGUGAUUGGUUGUGUUUAAAGCUUCCAUUACAGUUUAUUAUUUUGAUAAUGAUUUGUUUUAAUGCUAUUUCUGUUCCACUAUGAAAGCUUUUUUGCCUCAGAAAUGAUUUAAACUGAGUGAACUUCCUUUGCCUGCUCCUGUUUUUGUUACCAUGGCAACAGGUUGGGGUAAAAUCUGCGCUUUAAACGGCGUUUCUGGUCGUGCUUUAGCUUUGAAAGGACGCCAAACCGGAAGCGCUCUUCCUAGUUACGUCCAACUUAAUGGUGUCGGUUGGCGUUCACGCGAGCGGCGUACUGUCUGGCUGACCUAACGGCGGAUCCAACGGGAGACUGUGGACGUUAACUUGUCGUUACCGUUUGAGUUAUCUUUACCCCGGUAGCUUGGUUUUUAGCCUUCUGGGGGCCAAAUACGAAGUCAUCCUGGAAGCACCCGGAGAACCGCGGAUAUCAACGCGGCAUGGUUGCUUCGUGACCCGCGGCAGGUGCGAAGAGAUGCCGGGAGAGGCGCCGGCAGGAACCGGUCGGGUGGUGCUGGUAAAGAAGAUCGUCAUGAAGGAUGGAGCUGCGGUAGGUGGACGGCCCGCCAUUUUUGUUUUAUUUAUUUAAUUCAAUCGCCAACCUGUAUGACAGCUUAUCCUGAUUUCAUCCAUAAAAUCCAAUCGAAAUUUUUAACCAUUAAGGCUGUCAAAAGAUAGAAUUCGCCAGUUAAUUCAGCAUUUGUGCAGCUAGUUUUGGCUCAUGUAUGUCCGUUAGUGUAUGACAUAACAUCAUACUUGAAUACAUGACGUAUUCUGUAUUGUGAAAUUCUGAUAUGGCAAAAAAAGGCAGAUUUAUGUGAAUUUUCCAGCGAGAAUGGAUCAAAUUUGCAUGAGUCUUAUCGUUAAGCGUGCAAACUACCCCAAUUGCAACCCUUAUGAUGUUAAGCAAGUGCUUAUAGUUGGUGUAAAGGACAUGUUCCAGGUAUCAAAAUGAAUGAAAUGAGCCCCUACAGCAGCUCAGGUCCAAAAUGGCUGUUUCACUGUGUGGAUGUGGAUGCAUGUAUGUUGAAAUGGAGAAAGAGCAGGUUUAAUGUGGCCCUCAGUCAGCUCGGCUUAGUGUGGGGAUGAUGAUGAUGAUGGGGAUCCAUUAUCUAUUACAUAACAGCUCAGCACACCGAGGGCAGGCGGAGACUGCAGAUUCAACACUGCACAGCCUCCAUGGCUCAGCCAGCGUCCAUUUUAGCAGACCUACGCAGACAUAACACAGGCAUUUACAAUAUCAGAAAAACAACCACAGACACACUAUAGUGACUUUUCUGCAUUUCCUUACAUACUGAAAUGAAAUGUGCUAUUUCAUUAUGAUCUUUAAAUUAUAAAUGAUCUUUAUUAACAAAAACUGGCAGGCUGGUACAUCAUGAAGCAUCUACCAUUCCUUACCGUUUCAAACUGAAUGAAUUAAAAUGCCUGAAUUCUUUGGUGCUUUGACUAUUUGUUAGAAAAGAACAAUAUAUUUUAGGUAUUAAGUAUUGAAUUAAAAACUAUAUAUAGAUGACUAAUUUUUCAUUUUUUUCUCUAUCAAAUUAAUAUGUCAAUAGCUAUCAUAGAUCUGUAAAAUGAGAGAUUGACUUUUCAUACAUACAUACAGUUACAGAGAUGAGGGUUGAUUAGUUUGAUGAUUGUUUUUGCAGCAUUCCUUCGAGAACACCAUAAAGACAACUAAGGCUGGAGAAAAAUUGCAUAAGAACAACAUAAAUAUGUGAUGAAGAAAGCAGAGUAGAAGCCUAUUCUCUAAAGGGGAAAACACUGAGUCAAUUUCCUCUUGAGUGCAUUUUUCAUCUGCAGAUUUGAAGUUUUUCCAAAUAAAGUCAUUUAUUUUAAAUAUUAAUUGCCACAGAUCUAAUCUGAAUGUCGGUUUGACUGAGCUUUGAUUUGGUUUGACAUGGAUGACUGAGGACCUUUUACAGGGAUAUUUUGUACAAUGUUUUAUCAAUUACACAGUAAUUUAUAUUGUGAUAAAUAACUGAAAACCAAGAUGAAUCCAUAGAGGAAACUCAGCCUGGUCAUGUAGCAUAAAAGCAACUAUGAUUACACAACAAAACAUAAAUACUUAAUAAGCCGAACAGCACUAAAAACUUAUCCUGUUUCUCUAAACAUGCAGCAGGAAAAUCCAACACGUUGAGGCGGCCUAUCAAUUAGUUGUUUAACCAAAAAUAGAUUUGUAAGCUUUAACAUCUGCCGUUUCCUUGGAUAUUUAAUCUGUACUCAGGCUGGACAGUGAUUUCAUGCAACCCUGGUUUUGCAUUGUAUUGUUUAAAGUUGGUUUUUAUAACAUGGAAGUCGACUAGUAUGUCCAAAAGACAUCUGUUUCAAGAUAAUGCUCUUAAAUCUUUCUGACAACUCAGACCUCGUAUGAUCAUUUUUGUACACUUUGGGGUCACAGUUGGGGUCUUACGGCAUGAUGUCCAACGUGUCUUCUUCUCUUCAUGUUUGCAUAUUCACAUCAGCAUUAUCAGUGAGCUGUGCUCUAAUUCUUAAGGCACAAUAUUGACAGUGCAAUACUCCUGGAUUUCAGAUGUUUUAGGGCACCAUGGUGUUGCAUCAAUGCUGCUAUUUUGCAUGGUUUUACUCAUCUGUCACUCCCUGCUUGUAUAUUUGCAAAUACUAAUUCUCAGCAGAGAUACUGAGAACUUGAGUGGGCCCUACCCUUAUUUAGGAGCCCUAGAAACUGAUAGAUAAUAAAUUCCCCAAAUAUUUUUGGCCCCGACUUGAACAGCUUUUUAAAAAAAUUCCCCUUGAAAAAAAUUAUUGAUAGGAACACAAGAUUUAUUCAAUUUGUGACAUCAGUGAUUAAUCAGUCUCCUUAAGAAGACAUAAAAAACACAAGACUUGACAAACAGAAAGAUCCUGCCCUGUUCUGUUGUUGCCAUUUUUGACCCCUUGCGAGGGUCAGAUAGAUUCAGGGUCCAAAACAUACCGCCACACUAAAUCAUAAUUUAGUCAUUUUAAAUAAGAAAACUUGACUUUGAAGCAUGCAAUAGUGGAGGAGGCUUCUGGUGUGCUUUGGGAGACCUUAAGAAACAGUUGCUGAAAUGAAGCCUAGAGAAAAAGACGUCACAAGCUCCUCAGAAAGGGAAGAAAAGAAGCCAGACUAGAUUAUUGCAAAAGAAUUAGAUACUGACCUCAAGAUGGCCAAUUUCAAGUCUUUAUUCUUUAUUUAUUUCUGUGGACAGUAAAUGUGAGCACCAUAUUUCAGUGCUUGUUAUUAAUGAAUAUCAGUUUGGGCCAAAAUCAUUUGACUGAUCAUCAGGAAGACCAUCAGUUUCAUUUCUGGACCCACACUCCUGCACAUCUAAAAAUGCUCAUCACAGCUCCCUGCAGUGCAAAGCGAGUCCUACAAGUGUUUUAUUUGGAGCAAAUUACAGUCAAAAUCCAAAAAUAUUCAGUGAACAGUCUGAUGAAAACAAGAAAAGCAGCCAGUCCUCCAGUGGAAACAGAGUGUAUGAGCCAUUUUGGAUGAGAAUGGUUCGAAAAAUGAUCUAAAUGUUAAAAUCUUACGUACUCGUAUAACCCUAUUAUCAGAGCUGAAACAAAAUCAAAUUAACCAAAGUGACCCUCAAAGUCAGAUAAUUAUAAGACAGUUAUGAAGUGCACACAGACUCACCUGCUGACCUGAAUAUCUGAAAACACUGGAGAGCAGCUCAGGAUACCUCAUUAUCUAAGUAAUCUAAAUCUGGUCAAGAAUAACCUGUUGUGAUUAUAAAAUAGUCCAUUUUACUGACUGAAUCCUUUGUAUCUGUGUCAGCAGGCUAACAAUCACUUAAUAUAACUGUAUCAGCACUUAUGUUUAAUACCCACUCAGUCUAAAAGGCCAGAAUGCCAUGACUUACUACACUUGGAACUGUGGCAUUUUGCUGGAAAAUGAAUCCUACAUAAUGUUUUCAACAAACUCACCCCAUCAUUUCAAAAUAUCUAAUGUUAUACAUCUGUGUGUGUUUUGUGUUUGAUUUGUGUGUUUCAGCUGCAGCAGGGCAUCGGCAGACCCAGCGUCUAUCAUGCAGUCGUGGUCAUCUUCUUGGAGUUCUUCGCCUGGGGAUUACUCACCACGCCCAUGCUCACUGUGAGUAACACUGUGUGGUGAUGACAGGAUGUUUGCGUCAACCUCUGAGCAGCUGAUCACUGUCAUACAAUUGAAAUCAGCCUUGGGACAAGCUCCCAUAUGGAGGAGGCUGCUCGACAUCCUUGAUUUGUGACAUCGAGUAAUCAGUGAAGCCGAUCACAUCAAAAUGCUGUUAAUCGGGCUGAUAUCUGUUGGCCUGUUUAUUGGUCAACCUCUAUUGAGGACAACCACAGUGUCUCUCCAACUUUCAUUUGCCUGGUUCUGUAGACAAGUGUGACAGCUGAUCACAUUCAUGUCGCUUUUUGCGUGUGUAAUUCAACAGCCAAGAUCCUGAACAUAAGACAAUCCCAGUAUUUCAAAUGUACUUCAGAUAGAAAAAAAAAACAUUAUUUUUAUAUUCAGGUUGAUACGGUUUGACAGUAUGUUUUUGUGGAGAGAGACAAAUAAGGAAAUGUUUCUUGAACUAUAGAAUCAUAGUUUUUGUUGGACAGUUGGAUGGAUAGCUUGAAAGUUUUUGGUUUCAAGUAACAAGAAACAUUUUGGUCCUCAAAUUAAAUACCUUUGCUUUGUGUAGAAAGAGAUGUGUUUCGUAUCACAUUGCGCAAGAUGUAGAUAUGAUGAUAGAUUUGAGGUUGAAGAUGGUGUCAAACAUGCGGAAAAUCUUUAUUGGGUGUUUUUAUGGUUUAAAGGAAAUUCUUGAGUUACAGAAUCGAGAUUAUAUCUUACUGUGUGACAUUGUUUGGAUUUUAUACAGCAGGAUUUACUCUGUUCUACCUUUAAAGAAAAAUAAAUAGUUUCAUGUUUGGCAGUAUCAUUAUUGUUUUUUUUCUUUGUUUUCCUUGAAAGCUUUUUAAAUGUUUGUGUUGUGUCUCAUCUUACAGGUUUUACACGAAACAUUCCCACAACACACAUUCCUGAUAAAUGGACUUAUUCAGGGUGUGAAGGUGAGAGCUCCUAACAUCCUUGUAUAAAAAGUUUCAUCCGUUUAAAAUGGUGUUACAAAGAAUAAAACAACAUAUUUGUGCUUCACUUUAACUGAAACAUCUUUUAUCAAAUAGUUGUGCGUAUUUUCACUGACUCUUCCUCUUCUGGUUCAGGGUCUGCUGUCGUUCAUGUCAGCUCCUCUGAUUGGUGCGCUGUCUGAUGUUUGGGGGAGGCGGACCUUCCUGUUGGUGACGGUCUUCUUCACUUGCGCUCCAAUCCCUCUGAUGAGACUCAGCCCCUGGUAGGUUUCACUCCUUUCUGUUGGUACAGAAAUGUGAAUCAUAUGUCAAGUCAGAGUUCUGUUGGAGCUUUAAACUGGGCAAACCAAAUCCAAUAAUGUGAAUUUAAAGCCUUAAAAUGUCUUAAAUUCUCUUAAAAUCUCAUAAAAUGUCUUAAAUACGAUUUUGAAAGGUCUUAAAAAUGUAUUGAUGUUACUUACAAAUAAAUAACGUUCCAUAGGAAUUAAGGUUGUUGAUGUUAAAUGGGUCUUACAUUGUAUUUAUUACGGUCUUAAAAAAGUCUAACAAAAAAUUUUAAAUUUGACUAGUUGAAACCUGCAGAGACCCUGUUUAGGUUCUCCAGUAUUUGCAACUCCACAUAUUCAUUAUUUGUGUGUUUGAGGUGCAGAAAAACAAGUGUGAAGCUGUUCCUCUUCUCGUCUUGCAGGUGGUACUUUGCCAUGAUUUCCAUGUCUGGAGCUUUCUCUGUCACCUUCUCUGUCAUCUUUGCCUACGUCGCUGAUGUGACAGACGAGAGAGAAAGGAGUACAGCGUAUGGUCUGGUAAGUCCUCCUGCCAAACAAAGUGAAUACUCAUUUAAGUAGAAUAAAACAUGAGAGGUUAGGUUUUUAUUUCUCAUUUGUCUUUUGAAGCUUGGCACAAACUGAAAGAUUGUUUUAUAACGUGACCAAGUUUGAAAAUAUAAGAAACCAGGUACACAUAAUGACAGAUCUCUUUAUUCAGAUUUGUCAGACUAUUUUGAACACAGAUUACACCCAGCUGUGUGUGUCUCUGUGUGUAAAGGAGUCAUGGCAUCAUGUUUGCAGUUACAUCAUACUUCAGUGACCUCAGACGGACGACGGAGGUGUUGAAUGACACAGACUGUGCGACCUUACAGAACAGAAAAUGUCAAGUCAGCUUAAUAAGAGAACGCACAUCCAGACAGAGCAGAGGAAUAUCUGAGGACAUGACAACUUUUGCAUUUGUGUUUUCUUAUAAAAUGACAUCAUAGGGACAAAGUGAGAGUCGUGACUAGUCAUUCACAGGGAGCCUUGCCUGAUUCAUCCUCAGCUUUACUGUCAGUCUGACCGUAGCAGGACUGCAAUUUACAAAAUAAACAUCAUGCUGGUGAAGAGACCCGACAGGAAAUGAGAGCAAAAACUUGUUAGGUAACUGUCUCCUGCCUGUGGAGUAAAUAAACUAAAGAAAAGCUCAUUUUCUCUUGCAGUCUCAGCAUUCGGGGCAUCUUUAACUCACUUUCCCAAUCUCUAAAAUUGAUUUUCUCAUUUCCUAGGUGUCUGCUACUUUCGCAGCCAGCCUGGUGACGAGUCCAGCUAUCGGGGCGUACCUGUCCGCCUGGUACGGAGACAACCUGGUUGUCCUGGUGGCCACGUUGAUCGCUCUGGCAGACAUCUGUUUCAUCCUGCUGGCUGUACCCGAGUCUCUGCCUGACAAGAUGAGACUCAACACUUGGGGUGCACCCAUAUCCUGGGAGCAGGCUGACCCUUUCGCUGUCAGUACCCAAUAAACAAUCAUUCGUGUGUUACAGUUGUUAUUCGCUCAUGAGUUUAAUAUCAGAUUAUUUUGCUAUGUAGUUAAAUGAAGUCUUUAUUUAUUCUGUUCUCUGUUUCUGGACAGUAUAUAGAGUGGAGACGUGGGCGAAGGUGCCUCAGUGUUCCUCCACACAGUAACUUUAUUGAGUGAUUUAAUUAUGAUGAAGGAUUACAGUUUGAAGGGAUUACAGCUUAAAAAGGAAAGAACAAAGUUACACUACAAAGAACACUGUCUCAACGACCCUUUGACACCCAGGCUUUAAUUUAAGGUGUGCUUAUCCUCUGACAGUGUGCUGUAUGUCCUCUCUCUCUCUUUCUGUCUCUCUCUCUCUGUCCUUUAGUCUCUGAGGAAGGUGGGUCAGGACUCGACGGUCUUGCUGAUCUGCAUCACUGUGUUCCUGUCGUACCUCCCUGAGGCUGGACAGUACUCCAGCUUCUUUCUGUACCUGAGACAGGUGAGACAAACGGCUGACUGAGGCACUGUUUCCUGACAAUAUUACUUUCAGCACUGUCUGUGUUUUUAACUGCAAUGUGUGUUUUACAAAAACCAAUGUGCAAAAGAUUUAAGGUAUAUAUCUUUGUUUUAAUUCAGAUAUAUUCUGCACAGAGAAGAAAAUAUUGCAACAACAGUUCAGUUAGGGUGACCAUAAGUUCUCUUUUACCUGGACAUGUCCUCUUUUUGGGGGGCUGUUCGGCCUGUCUGACUUUGUCUGGGGAAGUUUAUAAAAUCCUUCAAAUGUCCGGGGUUUUGUUCUGAAGUUUGGAGUUUGUGUUACGUGGACUUACUGAGUUAGAAGCGCACAAAAGACACUCGAUCUGACCCGAAAAACUCUCAAAAUCAACUUUGUGCGCCUCUGUGACUUCGCCCCCGCAUAGUGGUGUCUUCUUUUUGGGGAUUCAGAAUAUGGUCACCCUAAUUCAAUGUAUUAUUGUUCAACCCCAGUCUUGAGUGUGUUUGCAUCCUUUAGUGGGACAGGUCUCUAUUUUAGCUCUAAUUUUUAAUAUCUCCCCAUUUUCUUAAAUGGGCAAAUUAACUUGAAAAAUUAGGAACAGCAAAAUCUCUAUCCAGUAAUAAGACUGCAGGGAUUGUAUCUGUGACGUUUUUACUGUUUGGCUGCUGCUUUUAGCAACUUCUGGCCCAGCUUCACCUGCUUGAGGAUUAAGCUUUCACUGUCAGAGCUGCAUCACUUAGGAAUUUAUUACUUCAGCCGACUGAAUUGAAAAUAAACAUUGAUUGGACAUCACCAUAAAACCCUGUGGGGAUUUUCUUUCAGCAGUUUUGUUUCCUCCUGGUUGCCUCCAGCUCUUCAAAGUAACUUGAUGAUAAUGCUUGUUUCUCUCUGUACCCUCAGGUGAUAAAUUUCUCCUCCACAACCCUCGCUGUUUUCAUUGGGGUUGUAGGGAUCCUGUCAAUCGUAGCUCAGGUAAAACUGGUUCAGUUUGUACUUGUUCUUUGGUUUUAUCCUCAUUUUCUGUCAAUUAUACAUUUUCCUUUACUUGCUGUAAGGUUAGAGCAACAUUAAGUAUUUCGUUUUUCUUCUCUUCUCACCUCUGUCUCCAGACUCUGUUCCUCACUCUGCUGAUGAGGACUCUGGGGAAUAAAAACACAGUUCUGUUGGGUUUGGGCUUCCAGAUCCUUCAGCUAGCCUGGUAUGGCUUCGGGUCCGAGCCAUGGUGAGAUGUGUUUGCUCUUUUCUGAUUUUUGUUUUGGCUUCAUGCAGAAGAAAUUUUUUGAAAUAUAAUAUUAGACGCCUGACUUGUUUUAUGUUCGUACAUAAAAUAUUUCAAAAGUUUCUCAUGUUGGGCAUUGACAGAUAGGUCCUCCAGAUACUUGCCAGUCUCUAACCCCAACCCUAACCCUCUCAGGGGAGGUUUGCUGGGGUUACUGGAAGCUAAAUAUCCCCAAAUCCAAUAAAAGGCAGGAAAGAGCUGCUAAGAUUAGCCUCAUCUCCCAAGGUAUCAAGAACAAACUUUCUCACAGUGUCAGAAAACGAACCAGCUGAUGAGUUUGCAGGUCUAAUGUUGUAACUACAUGGUUAAAACUCAUUUACUGCUAAAAGUGUUAGCUAGUUUUUCAAGUCCCCUAGAUUUGAAUUUUGAAUCAAUAUAGAAUUUCCCUUUGGGGAUAAAUAAAAUAUAUUUCUUUUUGGAUUUAAACUUUAAUGCAAGCACAUUAAAAAUCUGUGUAAUUCAUUGACUUUAUAAAUAAUGAACAUAUCCACAACGUAUUGAGUGGUUUGUGCUGUUUUGAAGCUUUUAGCAUCAAAUUGAACAUUUGAGCCCUUGACAUUUAGUUUUUCUGGAGCCAGUAUAACCACAUUAGAGCAAGAGGGUGGAGAGAAGAGUGUGUAAUAAAUAUGCCAGAUUAUCUAAACUACUCUGUUGUUGUGUCCAUAGGCUGAUUGUAGUGAAUAAGCAUGUUUACUCUGGCCGUAUCCACAGAUUGAGAUCUGAUUUUGUUUAUUUGCCAACUGACACAACUACCACAGACUUAAAUCUAAGGCCCUGUUAUAAAAUCGAGUUUUUUCUUUUCGUUUUGGUGUAUGUUUAUACAGUUUGUGUUUAUUUCUGAUGUAAAGAAGAAUUCACUUUUAAAUUCUGCCUCUAAUGGUCAUCUUGGGUACUGCAGUUUUUGGCAUUUGCUAUAUUUUUCAUCCAUCUUGGCCACAACUUGAUUUAAUCUUUAUUUGUUUGUGGUUAACAAAGUUCUGAAAAACAAACUGUGGGUGGAGCAGAGAGCUGUCGCUUUUAUUCAUUUAUUUUGUGGAAGCAGGUCCGACAGGGGUUUUGAAAAGGCAACAUCACACAAGAUAUAAAUAUAGCUCUAACUGUGUGUGUAUGUGCGUGUGUUUACAGGAUGAUGUGGGCAGCAGGUGCAGUAGCAGCAAUGUCCUCCAUCACCUUCCCCGCUGUCUCCGCUCUGGUGUCACAGUCUGCUGAUCCUGAUAAACAAGGUGACAAAAAAAUCCUCCCCCCUCUCUCAUCUACUCUCUCUCCCUUCUUUUCCCCCCUCUUUUUCACAUCCUCUUUCGUUGCCUCUUCCUUUUUCCUCUCCAUCUUCUCUUCCCAUUAUGCUCCUCUCAUCCUCAUAUUUCCCCCACUUCUCUCUCAUAUUCUGUCCUCCUCUGUUUUCUCCUCUCUCAUCCCUCACUCCUUGUUUCUCCUCACGUCUCCUCUGCCCUGAGUUUCCUCACAUCACCUCUUUUUCUCCUCCUUUUUGUCUUCUUUGUCUUCUUUUCUUCUCCUUUACCUUUUGUUUGAUACUUGAACACUUUCCUCCUCUCAUCUUUCCUCUGCUAUGUCUCCUUCCCUUGUUUUGCCUCUCUUCUUUUCAUCCUCUUUCCUCCAAUUCAUCCCCUCUGUUUUCUCUUUCCUCUCUUCUCUCCUUGCUUCUGCUCCUCUCCUCGCUUAUCUUCUCUCUCCUUUCCUCUCCUUUUCUCCUUUUACCUUUCCUCAUCUGCAUCUCCUCUUUUUCUUCUUUCAUCUUCCUCUUCUCUCUCUUUUCUUCUCUUCUGCUCUCUAUCCUCUUUUCCUUUUUCUAUUCCUCUCCUCCUCCUCCUCUUCAGAUCAAUAGGUCAUUGUGUUGCCAUGGAUUUUCUGGGUUGCAGUCUGUGUUACGUAUUACUAAAGCAGUCAGUGAAACACAUCCUCCUGAGCUAAAUAUAACAGCAGAGACAGAGCUCACUGGGUCAGCGUUAACCAGCUGAUCCAUAACCUGAUUUGUGUCUCCUGCAGGUGUGGUCCAGGGGAUGAUUACAGGGAUCAGGGGUCUGUGUAACGGUCUGGGUCCAGCUCUGUAUGGAUUCGUUUUCUUCCUCUUUAAUGUGGAGCUCAACGCCAUGGACCCCAUCCAGGGAGACUUCAACAUCGACCCCCUGCCUCUGAAUAAUCCAACUGAGGUACAGAAACAUGAAACAUCCUCUACAUACACAGACAACUGACUUUCUUCUACAUGAAAUCCCCUCAAAGCUCUUCACAGAGGACUCCAUUUUAGGCAGACAGGCAGUCAGACAGCAGCCUGUGUGGGAAAACAGAGUCAAUAUUUAACGAAUGUUGCUCAGCUCUGAUUUCACCCAAAUCCACCUGCACACACCACUAAUCCACCAGCCUCCCACUCUAACAAAUUAUUUAUGCUGAUUUGGAGGCAUGCACCCACCUGUGCUUUCAUGUUAAACACUUCAGGAUUUACAGGUGAUUUCUUCAUUGUGUGUUGAAUUGACUGUUACAAAUUCCAUCAUUUUUUUCUUUACGGUGUAUUUAAAGCUGCUACUUUUGAGGACCUCUUUAUUCGUGUUGAGCACAAAAGCAGUACAGAUUGAGUCAUGAGAACUUAGAUUAAGCCCCUUUCUCUCAUUUGCUCUCCAGAAAUUUACGAACAACAACAUGCAGGAAUUAAGGUGUACGGUUAAAAACAUGGCUACAGAUGAAGCAACACAGUGAGGAUUGUGUCGCCAUUUAUAGAUUUACGUGCAGAUCUCAUCUUGGAUGAUUGUAUUUGUCACAUUUUGUAUCAGCCUUUGGGUUUGCACAAGUUAUAUCUGAUGGUGAAAUUUUCUGAGUAUAACCUGUGUCAUUCUCACACCGGCUCACCCUGACAUUUUGCUGAAAUUUAACUCAGGAGCUGGCAGGAAAGAUUCAGGGUUGAAAAUAUGCCUGUUUGUGCUCACUCAUCCACCCUCCUAAAGAAUUUUGUGCAUGUGUGUUUACAAGGUUGGAUAGUAUGUUUUUUUUCUGUUUUUUGGAGCAACUGAAAUGAAAAUGCAAUUUCCUCUCGGAUUUUCUGAAUAGACAUUUUUUGCAGCUGUAUCUCCAAAGGCCAUAGAGACCAAAUAUGAAUGCUUAUGCAGUCUUUCGAAUCCCUCUCUGUUUAUUAAUCAGCCAAAAAUUAUCAAUAACUCUGCACAUGUUCUGUUUUUUUUAUUUGUUGUAUUUCUUCACUGCACUGAAAACGUGUAGUAGUACUUAAAGGAAACUCUCCUUUGCUGAACGAUUACCCAAUGUGAUGGUCCUCAAUAUAGAAGUCAGAAUAUGCCAGUUUACAACCCCUGUCCUAAGCACCUAUAUGUUUAUUUUAUAACUGUAAUCAUAAUGUAAUCACUCUUGUGUUUUUCCACUUGGUCAGUUUGCAUGAUUUGACUCGUAGGCACACACUAACGCCUGUUCUUGAAGUCUGUGGCAAGACCCCCUCCACAAUGCAAGUAAACAUUUGUUUUUGUUUUUCAGCGAGCCCUCAUCCCCGGCCCACCCUUCCUACUAGGAGCGUGCACCGUGGUCGUCGCCUUCCUCGUUGCUCUCUUCAUCCCUGAGAAGCCCUCCUGCUCCUCCUCUUCCUCCCACCUGUCUCUAAGCGACAAGCCCCGCCCAGACAGCAAAGAGUCAAUGUCCUCACUGGCUGGCGUCCACAUCAACACGCCUCUCCCAGGUAGUGACGAAGAGACCCCUCCCACUGCCAGCGACGAGGAUUUUGAGCCCCUACUGCAGGACAGUAUCGUCUGAUUGACAGCUGGGAAAACCACAGAGUGGAGCUUGAUUGAUGGACUCUUUGUUUAAGGACAAAGAACUAGUAAUUCAUUUCCACAGCGGGAUUAAGCAUUAUUUUAUUGUCAGAAGUCUGACAGCAAGAAGCUCUUGUCGCUUUGUCUCCUUGCCAGAAGGAAAUAUAAUUUCCUCCUACAGGUACGGAGGUAACCACAUCUGUUGAGCGACCAAUAAGGACGUUUCUUUCACAAGGGGGCGGGAGUUGUAAGCUGCUAAGAUGUCAUCAAUUUAUUUGACUAUGCUUUGAUUGAAAGGAAGACGGUAGGCCAACAGAGACAUCAUACUUAAGAUGGAAACCAUCGAUUGAUUGACAAGCGGAGGAACCAACUAUGUUUUUUAAGGAGUGGACACGCCCAUUUUUGGGAUACACCCACUCUUGGGACUGGCCCUUAUAGAGUCCCUCCUGAGGGGAGGAAAAAGUAUUUUUGUGGCUUUAACGAAAGGGUUACUGUUCAUCUUUAAGCUUGAAGUUGUUGAUUGUUUUUGUGAUAAACAAAAAGGUAUUUUUUACCUUCAGCUGUAUCGAUUUGAAGCUGUAUUUUGAUUCAUUUUGGUUCUUGUACAAAAAGAUGUCUGCAACAUAUUUACAGCAGCCAAAACCUCAGUGUUGUUUAUAUUUUUUGUGCGUGUUGAGGAACAAUUUUUUGUUACUGUUUUUUCUUUUUUUGUGGGGUAAGGGAUUUUUUAUUUUUUUAAGUGUACAGUAUCUUACCUGCUGUGGAUGCUAACAAGGUAUGAAUGUGAACAUCUGAGAGAUGAGUCAGCAACAUGAAACCCUACAUGUCCAAUAUCAAUUUAUAUAGUUUCAUUUUAUUCCUAAAAUUCACCUAUGGAACUAUUUAGCAAAAAGGGUCCAGAAUAAAUAUUUAUUGUACAUACUUAAAACUCUUACUGAAGUACUAUUCAGAAAUUUAAUUUGAUAACCAAAACACCUCAGUUUAAUGUAGUUUUCCUAUUUAUUCCACCGUUUAGUGUCCCUGUUUGUCACUCUACCUCAGAUCAGUGUGUUUAAAAUCACUUUAGACCUGGAUUUCACCUUCACCUUUGUUUUAUUUUUAUAUCAAAGUCACUUUAUAAAAGUGCUGCUGGCUGCUGGCUGUGGGGAAAACCUCAGAACUGUGAAACCAUCUGCGUAUGAUGAAGAAAGCAUAUUGUGUUUUGUUGAAUUGUUGUUAUUGGAGACACAGACCUCCAUUUCAUUACCGUCAUUUCAUAAGCACGUGAUGUUUUUGCAGGUUUUAUUUAGAAAAUGUGGUUGCACUGAUUUGACGUUUCACGGUCAGACCAUAAGCAGACCCGAUUUUCAACUGGACAUGCAUACAGUCGACAUAGGGACAAAAAAAUGGCAAUUUUGCACUCACACUAAUGAGACUCAGUCUUGAAUUUAUGCAGGUAUCUUUUUUCCCAAAUUAGAAAUAAUUACACAUAAAUGUCCCAUUGGUACCCAGAUGACAUCCUAAUAUUGUGCAACAAAGAGUUGAACUGAUCAACUUUGAAGAGUUUCUGAAAUAGAUUGUUUGAACUAUGCCUCAUAAUCAAAUCACAUCACAUCCAGUUAUCCUUGUUUCAUACUGCUUUCUUAAGCCAGCUGCAGCCAAUUCCUUACCUGCUAAAUAAAGAGAACUGCCACUUAAAGGAGGCAUAUAGACAGAUGCUCCACAGCUGAAAAAGACAUUGAGCACAGAGUUAGUUCAGGCAGGUGACAAAGUCCGACUCAGUCUUCAAUACAUCAGCUGUUAACUCAGCCAGUUACUUUCUACACAUACGUUUGGCAAAUAUCAAAAUGGACUUUGACUGCUCUUGUCGGCCCACUCUUCCUGUUCCCUCUGCAAGCUACCUUCUCCCCAGCACCUCCUUUUAAGUAUUGUCUAGCUCUACCACAGUCAUAUGUAUUGUCACUGAUGACUGCUCUGAUCGAUACCCUGGAGAUCUUUGCUGCUGCUCACCAAACGUAGCUCAUUGAACCUGCAGUGUGGCGUCCCUGCAGAGUCCAGGUUUAGAAAUGCCACCGAGCUCACUACAUGACACCCUUAAGUUCAAAUACAGUAUUUCUGGCUCCCAUUGUUCUGUGUCAGUGUGCCUUCAACCAGCUUUUAUUUGAAGAUUUGCUCUUCACUUGUGGGUUUAAAGCUGUCCUGUUUUAUUUCUUGGUUUUAUUUUUCCAACACACAGUGGAAGUCAGCAGGGAGGGAUAAACAUUUGAUUUCACAGCUGUGAGGUUUCCCCCCCGCCAGCAGUAAAUUUCCUUUGAAUGAACUUAUACUUGAAGCAUUAGAAAGAGAUUUUAUGAGCUUUAGAGAAGAAAUGCUGAAGAGUUUAAGAGUAUAUAACUGACACAGAGUGUACAUAGUUAUUUGCUUUAUGACCUUAAAAUGUAAAUGUACAUGUGAAUGAUGUAUUGGUUUGUACAUAAUGUAAGUGAAGGGUGGGUUGGCUUGUUUUGGUUGAUAUGAAGGUUGUCCUUCAGAUUUCAGUGCAGUGAAGCUCAAUGGCACUAAAACAGUCUGGAAUGAGGUUCUGCUAUCUUUUUACAACUCCACACUAACAUAAGCAUCUGUUUUUGAUUUUUCUUAUUCAUGCAAACAAAAAUAAUCCCCCUCUUGUUCACAGUUAUGUUUACAUGCAAACUUGUAUCCUGCAAAUCAGUCUUUCUCUGUAUUUUUCAUAUUUUUGAACACAAAGAUCGUGUACUCUUUUUAUACAAAUUCAAAGGUGCUAGAUCAGAUCAAGUUUUCUGCAUUAUGUCUCACUAUUAGUUCUAGCUUUUUACCUGUUAAUAACUUAGGUUUCAUUUCAUUACCACAACUACAAACCCCUGUUUUUGCUUACAUUGUUGUUUAAGAUAUAAUAUAAUUUUACAGAUAUACCAGCCUCUUUUAUAUUAACCCAAUUCCUAAUAUCAAGGCAUUUAUAAACCAGGGUUAAAUAAUCCGGGUUUCAGUAAUCAGAAUAUGAUGUUGAUGUAAGUGAAUAAACCUGGAACCCAUAGCAAGUAGGAUAUUAGUGUACGUGUGAGCACUCAUUUGUUCACAAUAGUGACUUAAUUACCUGCACCUGAGAAACUGACUCAGCAGUGUAAAUAUUGUACAUGGAUGGAUGUCUGUAAAUGUGAAGACAUAGAUGUACAUGGCAUUCACUGUACAUACACUCUGUCUGUUGUCUUGUCUGAAGGUGUAUACGAGCAGAUGUUGGAUAUUGGAAAUUAAAAAUUAACACUUGGUAUCUGCAUG